AAUCACCUAAGGCAAGAGGCAGGACAGGGUCUGUUAGCUCAUUACUGAUUUGCCUAGCAAAUAAACCAGCAGCUGCUCUCCUCACCAGUGAACUGACACUUGCAGCAAAGUGACAACUGCAUGGGACAGGAUGCUUCCAUGGAGCUCCUCAAUGGUACACCCUACCUUUUAAACAUCACCCUAUACGCGCUGCUUCUAGGAACUUGCUGUGCUCUGAAAAUCAGAAUCCCAUCACCCACCAUCCAUGGCAUCGAAGGGAGACCACUAAUCCUUCCUGUUCACUAUGAUUCUUACGUUCCUGCAUCCGGCAUCCAAAUCAUAUGGGUGUUUGAAAGGCCCCAGACCCCGGCAAUGUUUCUGCUAUCGUCCGUUAAUAAGUCAGUGGUUUCCGAUUUGGAAUUUCAGCACAAGUUCACCUUGCAGCCUCCAAACGCAUCACUGUUGAUUCCUUCCUUGCAUUUAAGAGAUGAGGGAACCUACACUGUGAAAGUCAACAUCAGAAGCAACACUACCAUUUCUUACACUCAGAAGAUUGAUGUUAUUGUGCAUGUUCCUGUAUCAAAGCCUACCAUUAGCAUUAAGCCCCCACACGAAGCAGUGGAAUACAUUGGGAAUAUUACGUUUCAUUGUUCAGUGGAGAAAGGAACCCGCGUUACAUAUAUGUGGCUACGAGAUGGCAAGCCACUGGAAAGCAGUCCGUCUUAUAACUUUUCCCAGAAUGGCACAUUUCUCAUCGAUCCUGUGAUGAAGACAGAUAUUGGUAAUUACUCAUGUUUGGUGAAGAAUUAUGUCAGCCAAAUGGAGAGUGAUGUGAUCACACCAACAAUAUAUUAUGGGCCCUAUGAGCUGACAGUCAGUUCAGAUAAAGGCCUUAAAGUCGGAGAGGUGUUCACAGUAGACAUUGGAGAAUCCAUACAAUUUGAUUGCUCAGCCGACUCAAAUCCCCCAAAUACUUUUUCAUGGAUCCAGAGGACUGAAAAUUCAACAGAGAUCAUUAAUUAUGGUCCAUACUUUAAAAUUGCUUCUUACAAAGUAGGACAAAAGACCGUGGAUUACAUGUGCCGGGCAUACAACCACAUCACCGGGAAGCUCGAUGAAACACAAUUUACAGUUAUCUAUGCAUCCACAGAUCCACAAAAGCUUAUGCAGAAUGGGAACACAUACCCUUUGGCAGCAAUAACUGGCAUCUCUUUGUUCAUAAUUCUGUCUAUAUGCCUUCUGUUUGUCUGGAAAAAAUACCAAUUCUUCAGAGCCAUACGUUGGAAAAUCCCAAACAACAGGCCUUCUCAAGAAUACAGAAGAACACAGAUUUUUUCUGGACAUGAAGACGCCAUCAAUGAUUUUGGAAUUUAUGAGUUUGUUACACUGCCUGAACCUUAUACACCUCACAGAGUGGCAAGCAGUUCAGUGUCCAAUGCUUCACACGCCCAAGACACAAGCUGCACUGUGUAUGAGGUGAUACAACAAGUUCCGGAACAGCAGCAGCAACAACAGCAACAACAUACUGACAGAGAUGAGUGAAGGAAAUUCUCAGCUUUGAAUGGACAUGAUGCUGCACGGAGCUAAAUGUCCCUGUGGCCCCCACUAUCAAUAGAAUUUCCAGUUAAAUACCUCAAUGGUGGAGCAGCACAGUGAAUCCCACAUGUGAAAUAGUUGGAGCAAAUAAGUGUUCUACGGUAGUACAAUCAUAUGUUUACAAAGGGAAAAGAUGGAGCAUAACAAUAAUAUCCCAGGAAUAUCCCAGUUGUAGUCUGGAUCAGCAUGUCACCAGGCAGUUAGGGAGGAUUAUUGAGCUCACUAACCUAAAAACCAGCAGGCGCCUUACUCUUCAGACCUGAGGUGUCCUGCAUUGAUUCAUUUCAAGAUUAUUAUGGGCAUUAAUUUGCAAUGAUUGCUUGGCUAAUAAUUAAUACCUUUAAUUUUAAAUGUUUAAAAAAUUUUGUUUUGUUUUUGAAGUCCCAAGACAAAUAUCUAAUGAAAAACAUUAGAAUUUGGACAGUUAUAAAAAUUUACAGAAGAUUGUCCAAUGUGCACUUACAUCAUACCUCCCAACUGUCCCGUUUUUCGCGGGACAGUCACGAUUUUGGCACCUCAACCUGCAGUCCCAAGUUUUUUACUGAAAUGUCCCGACUUUAUCUCCUGCACUGAACAGCCAGAAAAAUAUACAAAGUUUCUAUCUUAAUUGGCUUUUGGCAGAGAGCCCCAAAUAGAUUCUUAGAUAUAUUUGUAACAAUUUAAGAUAAGCAAAGAAGCAAUUGUAACCAUUUAAGAUAAGCAGCAGUGAAGUGGUUUUACCCGACCCGCCCGACCCAGAGGGGGCAGGGUCCCACGGGUAUCAAGCCGGACAUCACUUAUAAGCAGGUCUUUUGGGGAUACUGAUUGCAGCUUAAAGGGCAAUGCACCGUCAUUAGCAAAGCUGUAAUAACACAUAAAAACACAGAGAUGUGUUCAAAUUUUAAUAACCUGCCAAAUUUUGUAAAAUUUCCAAAAUGUUGGGAGGUAUGCUUACCGUAUAUGUUUGUAAAAUUUGUAUUUGUAGCUUUCCCCUCCCAUGCUGUUUAUACAUUCCAUCUCUCCCAGCCCCAGUAGGGUUAUCAGAUUAUUUAUAGAAUCAGGGACACUUCUAAUUGCUGGGUUUAAAUUAUAUGCAACCCAUGCCAUCCUUCUAGCUGGAUUUUCAAGAGGAGUCUAUUUUUUUAUUUGCCCUGGUAACCUUGCCAAACAGUACCAACCAUUUUUCUCCAUUGUGGUACGGCAAAAUUGGAAGAGAUGGAAUGAAUCCCUGUAUUCUUGAUAUGGAAAAAAAAGAAUAAACCAGGAAUUACAUUGUGACAGCCAGUAUAUUCUUGCUGGGCUCUAGUGGCCUCUUCCCAUUAUUAGUCUAUUCAUUGUCAAUUCUUUGAAUUUAUAUUUAAUAAAAAUGUCUAACAAUUACAUAUGCAGAUAUGAGAUCUGUCAUCCAGAAAGGUCCAAAAAAACAACAAAGCAAGUUUCCAUUGUAUAUAGUUUAAAAUGUUUAUUAUUUAACUAAUAAGCCUUUAACUAAUAAAUGUAUAUUUAACUAAUAAGCCUUUUAUUAUUUAUUAAACAGUGCCUUAUACUUAAAUUAAAUAAGAUAGGAUAAAUCUGCAUUAAUAGCAAAACAAAUGCAUUCUUUUAAAUAUUUAAUCUUCUGCAGAUUUUAAACUUGGCCUCCCAGGUUAUAGAAAGACCUCCAUCCUAAAAAUCCUGCUUCUUAAGUUUUCUGGAUAACUGAUCCCAUAGGUGUCCUAUAAUUUAACAAGACAUUGAAUAACUUUCAAAGGAAUAGAUACUGUAUGUUUUUGGCAAUAUUGUGUAACAAUGUUUAAAAGGCAAUGUUAAAACAAGAACUUUUGUUCUAUUUUGUAAGAGCUUUAUAAAUAAUUGUAGUAAUAUA
This is a messenger RNA of Xenopus laevis (African clawed frog), 3418 nucleotides long. It is a transcript of the gene hepacam2.L, whose product is annotated as HEPACAM family member 2 L homeolog. Bases 121 to 1521 code for a protein of 466 amino acids. Lineage: Eukaryota; Metazoa; Chordata; Amphibia; Anura; Pipidae. The record is from RefSeq and is a predicted model, not a curated record. Gene Ontology annotation, cellular component: endomembrane system; Golgi apparatus; cytoplasm. The transcript has 10 exons. Gene Ontology annotation, biological process: centrosome cycle.